Molecule: messenger RNA, 1891 nt
Organism: Zea mays
Lineage: Eukaryota; Viridiplantae; Streptophyta; Magnoliopsida; Poales; Poaceae
Exons: 12
Coding region: 98-1468 (456 amino acids)
Molecular function (GO): ATP hydrolysis activity; ATP binding; ATP-dependent activity, acting on DNA
Source: RefSeq, a predicted model, not a curated record
CCGUCCUCCACUCCCAAAUUUGUUGCCUUGAGGCGGCGGCCGGCGGGAGAGAGCAGCUCUAGAGAGAACAGAGAGCGCAUAACUAGCGGCGGCGGCGAUGAGGAUAGAGGAGGUGCAAUCGACCUCGAAGAAGCAGCGCAUCGCCACCCACACUCACAUCAAGGGCCUCGGCCUCGACCAGGCCAAUGGAAUGUCGAUGCCGUUGGCGGCGGGGUUCGUGGGCCAGGCGGCGGCGCGCGAGGCGGCCGGGCUGGCGGUCGACAUGAUCCGCCAGAAGAAGAUGGCCGGUCGCGCGCUGCUCCUUGCGGGCCCGCCCGCCACGGGCAAAACGGCGCUAGCGCUCGGCAUAGCGCAGGAGCUCGGCAGCAAGGUCCCAUUCUGUCCUAUGGUAGGAUCAGAAGUGUACUCCUCAGAGGUCAAGAAAACUGAGGUGCUGAUGGAAAAUUUCCGUAGAGCUAUAGGUUUGCGUAUAAAGGAAAACAAAGAGGUUUAUGAAGGAGAGGUUAUUGAACUUUCCCCAGAAGAGGCUGAGAGCACAACUGGUGGAUAUGCGAAAAGCAUUAGCCACGUAAUCAUUGGCUUAAAGACUGUCAAAGGGACUAAGCAAUUGAAAUUAGACCCUUCAAUUUAUGAUGCUUUGAUCAAGGAAAAGGUGGCAGUGGGUGAUGUUAUAUACAUUGAAGCAAAUAGUGGAGCAGUGAAAAGAGUUGGUAGAUGUGAUUCUUUUGCUACAGAAUAUGAUCUUGAAGCUGAAGAGUAUGUUCCUAUCCCCAAAGGUGAAGUCCAUAAGAAAAAGGAAAUAGUGCAGGAUGUCACACUCCAUGACCUUGAUGCAGCAAAUGCCCAGCCACAAGGUGGCCAAGAUAUUUUGUCCCUUAUGGGCCAGAUGAUGAAGCCACGGAAGACUGAAAUCACCGAAAAGCUACGCCAAGAAAUCAAUAAGGUGGUAAACAGAUAUAUCGACGAAGGAAUCGCAGAGCUUGUACCUGGUGUUUUGUUCAUUGAUGAGGUCCACAUGUUGGAUAUUGAAUGCUUUUCUUAUCUUAACCGUGCAUUGGAGAGCCCAUUAUCACCAAUUGUGAUACUCGCUACGAAUAGAGGAAUAUGUAAUGUGAGAGGAACCGAUAUGACGAGUCCACAUGGUAUACCAGUGGACCUUCUAGAUAGGUUGGUGAUUAUUCGGACAGAAACAUAUGGCCCUACUGAGAUGAUACAGAUACUGGCUAUCCGAGCACAAGUGGAAGAGAUUGAUAUCGAUGAAGAAAGUCUUGCUUAUUUAGGCGAGAUCGGACAGCAGACAUCUUUGAGACAUGCUAUUCAGUUGCUAUCACCUGCCAGCGUGGUCGCAAAGACCAACGGGAGAGAAAAGAUGUGCAAGGCUGACCUCGAGGAAGUCAGCGGGCUCUAUUUGGAUGCCAAAUCCUCGGCUCGCCUGCUCCAGGAGCAACAAGAAAGAUACAUCACCUAGACUUGCAUCUCCUGCUGUGGAAGGAAAAGCCUCGAAGAGAAAUGCAUUCUGCAAAGUGCGUCGAUCUGCUUCAGUAUGUCGUAGUCUACAAGUCUUGGAGAGAGCACGUUUCUGCGGGGAAGGAAAACUGUUUGAAUUUUGUAGUACCUGUUUUUUGUUAGCCUCCAGCGAAGACUUGAUUCCGGCAUAUUGCUUGUUCACGCACCGUUAACACCGAUUAAGAUUGGCCCAGCCGUGCAGGAAUUGCCGGGUGUGUUUUCACCCCCUCGCUAAUCGAUGUCCAGAAUCUGUGUGCCCACGGGUGUUGUAUUGACCCUAGCUUUGUAACCAUGCACAUGAUUUCUUUUUUAACGCUGAUGGAUGGCACCUGGAUCUCUGUCCAUGGCCAUCGUAAUCCCACUGUCUGGAGCAGGGUUUCAUGAA